Entelurus aequoreus (snake pipefish) is the source of this 2662-nucleotide messenger RNA. RefSeq names its product DNA primase subunit 2 (gene prim2). Gene Ontology annotation, biological process: DNA replication, synthesis of primer. The transcript has 14 exons. Bases 159 to 1718 code for a protein of 519 amino acids. Gene Ontology annotation, cellular component: alpha DNA polymerase:primase complex. The record is from RefSeq and is a predicted model, not a curated record. Lineage: Eukaryota; Metazoa; Chordata; Actinopteri; Syngnathiformes; Syngnathidae.
ACGAGUGCUCAUUUGACCAGGGGCGGGGUGUAACCAGUGGGACUUCCGGGUUUCGGCACGUCGUCACCGAGCACCCGCGUUUCUCGAACAGCCCACCUCUGUUUGGCGGGAUUCAAGCAGCAAGAAAGAAGAAGCGACUCCAUUAUUUGCUCGACAACAUGGAGUUUCCUGGCAGAAGGAACAAGUUUGCUCAGAAUCCGCAGACCGAGCUCUACGGACAGCCUCUGCAUUUCUAUGGACAGCCUCCGCUUGAAAACAUCUCUCUUACAGAAUUCGAGACAUUUGCAGUGGAAAGAUUGAAACUCUUGAAGACCGUUGAGAAUUUGGGUGUGAGCUACGUCAAACUCUCUGACCAGUACAUCAAGAAACUGGAUAUUGAGUUCAAAAACCUGAACUUUCCUUACAGAGCCGAUGCUGAUGACAGAAAAUCUCAGAGUGGGCCGAGUGAAUAUGAGAAACGCAGAAAGGACCACAUCUCCCACUUCAUUCUGAGACUUGCCUACUGCCAGACAGAGGAUCUCAGAAGAUGGUUCAUCCAGCAGGAAGUGGACCUCUUCCGCUACCGCUUUAACGACCUGCAUCCCAAAUUAAAGCUGGAGUUCCUGCACAAAAAUAAUCUUCAGUAUGAUGCGAUUACUGUCGAGGAGAAGCGGAUGCUGCAGGAUAAGCUUGUCAACUCCAGCUACGGCGUCAGCGGAAUCACUGUGGAGGAUCAAGACUUCUACAAAGUGCCUUUCCAAGAUGCUCUGGAUCUGGUCCGAACCAGGAAAGUGUACCUAAAAGCGGGCUACGUGUACGUCCCACACCAGGACAUUGUCACCAUUGUGCUAAAUGAUUUUCGCACAAGGCUGUCUAAAGCUCUUGCGCUGACGGCUCGCUCGCUACCGGCGGUGCAUUCUGAUGAACGGCUGCAGCCGCUCCUUAACCACCUCAGUAAUUCCUAUUUGGGACAAGACUACAGCAUCCAAAAAAAUGUUGGUAAAAUCUCCUUGGAACAAAUAGAUCCGCUCUCAGGCAAGUCCUUCCCCCUGUGCAUGAGGCAACUUCAUCAGGCCUUAAGGGACAACCACCAUCUGCGCCACGGCGGUCGCAUGCAGUACGGCCUCUUCCUCAAAGGCAUCGGCCUCUCUUUGGAGCAGGCCUUGCAGUUCUGGAGGUCGGAAUUCACCCGAGGCAAAGUGGACGCAGACAAGUUUGACAAAGCGUACGCUUACAGCGUCCGCCACAUGUUUGGCAAAGAAGGCAAGAGGACAGACUACACUCCUUACAGCUGCAUGAAGGUGAUUUUGUCGAACCCACCCAGUCAAGGCGACCAUCAUGGAUGUCCAUUCCGACACAGUGACCACGAGCUGCUGAAGCAGAAGCUUCAGUCCUACAAGGUGUCGCCCAGUGGGAUCAAUCAGAUUUUAGAGUUGGUCAAAGGGAUGCACUACCAGCUGGCCUGCCAGAAGUACUUUGAGCUGACACACAAUGUGGAGGACGUCAACUUCUCUCUCAGUCACCCCAACCAGUACUUUGUGGAGAGCCAGAAGGUUUUGGGGGGAGGCAAAGACAUCAAGCGAGAGAUGGACACCUCGCAGAGGUCACAGGGCAACAACAACUCCGCGGCCAGAAACUCUGCUGCUAUCAGGGAAAAGACUGUGGCGGCGAACACAAACGCAUCGCAGGAUUCGGCGGAGAUGACGGAAGAUCUGGACUCGUACUUUCAUGAUGCUUGAGUUACUAUUUUACUUUUUUUGUGUAGAAAUAAAACGCCAUAUUUUUAAAGUAGCCAUCCGUCAGUGUAAAGUUGACUUCAUGGUGCUUUGGUAAAAGUUUUCUGGUGAUCUCUCCAAUUUCCCAGCUGCCUCAGUAACGAUAUCAUUGUAUUCGCUGGCAGGAGCGUUGAUGAAUGGUGGCAGGAGGUUGCAUUGAAAUAAACAAUUCCCCCCACGUGUAUUAUGCUGCCUGCCCCUGGAAUAUUGCUUCGGUGUGCACAAUGUCUUCCUAGCAUACGUGGUGCUGCUCGCUAACUUUUUUUCCUUUCCUUUCCUCGCUUAAUAGUUUGUGACAAAUGGUGGCUGUCUGAAAGCCAAGAACCUUUAGUCCUGCCGGAGUAAAGCUUUGUCCAUGUGUGCCGCCUUGGCAAAGCAGCCUAAUCUUGCCCUUUCAGGACAUACACUUUUUGGACGCUUAUCUGGACUCGUUGCAUUUUUUUGAACACCAUUAUUACUUGAGAUCCAAUUAGACUCAGCCCCUAGUUGUAUGAAUACAAAUCUGCUUUGUUGCCUUGAAUGGUUGAGUGAGGCUUUCUGUAGUGAAAUGAUUAAUUUAGGGAAUAAUUUAAUCAUCUCUGAUGUAACAUUCAAAAUCAUGUGACUUUUCUGUGCCAAGACCAGAAGUCCUCGCUGUCUACGCUUUUACCGCCAGACCAUUCUGCACAAACUGUAGCUUCUGUUGGUUUAAUAGCCAAGCAUGGUGCUUAACGUGGGGGAUUUGUGGCUAGCUGCUGCUGUCAGCAAAACAUUGGUGUUAUUUGUGGGUCGCACAUGACUUUGCUUGUAGAAAAAAGAUGCCAUUUGAUCUUCUCAGAAAGGAUUUGCAAUUAUUAGCCAUGACCUUCUUCAUUGGCACUGUUACUCCGAGGUGUGGGCCGGCCAGUUUUGCAAAAUGCUGACAUUUU